AUGGGCUUCAGAAUUACCACCUGGAAUGUCAACGGCAUUCGCAACCCAUUCGGGUACCAGCCAUGGCGAGAUAAGAAGACUUUCGAUGGCAUGUUCGAAGUGCUGGAGGCCGAUAUUGUGGUCUUCCAGGAGACCAAAAUCCAGCGCAAGGACCUCCGCGAUGAUAUGGUCCUCGUGCCAGGGUGGGACAACUAUUGGAGCCUCCCAAAGCACAAAAAAGGAUAUUCGGGAGUCGUCAUCUACACCAAGAACGCUACAUGCGCCCCAAUCAAGGCAGAAGAAGGCAUUACCGGCAUUCUCACGCCGCCCAGCAGCAGCACCAGCUUCAGAGACUUGCCCGAAGACCAACAGAUCGGCGGAUACCCAACAGUUUCACAGCUGACCUUAUCCGAAAUAGAUGCGACAACACUUGACUCGGAGGGGCGUUGUGUCAUCCUCGAAUUCCCUGCGUUCGUUCUAAUCGGGACCUAUUGCCCAGCCGAACGCGACGAAACGCGGACCGAGUUCAGACGUGGCUUCCUACAAGUCCUGGAUGCACGAAUCCGAAAUCUCGUUAAGAUGGGCAAGAAGGUCAUCUGGACGGGAGACUUGAACAUAUCACGGGAGGAGAUCGACACAGCUAUGGCGGAAGAGAUGAUGCGGAAGAAUGAUGUGGAUCCGGUUGGCUGGAUUUCGACCCCAGCCAGGAGGCUCUUCAAUCAGCUGCUCGUGGGCGGAAAGGUGUACGGUGAACGAGACGAAGGAAAAGAAGACUCAAUCAUGUGGGAUGUUUGUCGCGGGUUUAAUGAGGGGAGAGCAGGAAUGUAUACCUGCUGGGAGACCAAGGUCAACGCAAGACCAGGCAAUUACGGUGCCAGGAUCGACUACGUGGUAUCUACUUACGACAUGAAGGACUGGUGGGCAGACUCAAACAUCCAGGAAGGUCUCAUGGGGUCCGACCACUGCCCCGUGUACGCUACAUUUGAGGAUCGCAUGGUGGUGGAUGGCACGGAGAAGCAUAUUCUUGACAUUGUCAAUCCGCCCGGGCUUUUCAUGGACGGUGUCAGGCAGCAAGAAUGGACGAACAAGCUGCUCUUGCCAAUGUCUGGAAAGCUCAUUCCUGAGUUUGACCGGCGCCGUAAUAUUCGCGACAUGUUCUCCAGGACGCCUUCGAUGACAAAGACGAAAACGACCGAAGAGCAGCUCAGCACACAGCAAUCCACAACAUCAACAGCCACGCUCUCUCUGCAAGGGAGCCCGGAGCGCAGCAGGCCGGAAGCGGCCAACCCCCAAAACGGCAAGCGGCCUGCGAAGGCAGAUCUUCCACCGCCUCCGGUCAAAAAGGCGAAGUCAACGCCGCAAACAAACUCAAAUGGUCUGUCCAAGGGUCAGAAAAGCCUCAGAGGCUUUUUCACUUCUAAGACACCGCCUGCACCAGAUAACUCGGUGACCGAAUCACCGACGAAGACUCAUACUCAGCGAGAACCCGAAGAUGAAGCACCUUCCAGCGUCGCUGGAAGUGUUGACGGUGUGUCUGAUCAGUUACUCGUGCCGUCCCCUUCGAAGACCGACAUUUCAGUCAGCGAAGCCGAUGUCGAGGCCGCCGAGGCUAGUAGCUUUGCAACCAAGCAGAGCUGGGGCAAGCUCUUUGCUAAACCAGUCGCCCCUAAAUGCGAACAUAACGAGCCAUGCAAGACGAUGCAGACGAAGAAAGCUGGCGCCAACCGCGGUCGAUCUUUCUGGAUGUGCAAUCGCCCACUCGGUCCCAGCGGUCAGAAGGAGCGUGGCACGCAAUGGCGGUGCGGUACGUUCAUCUGGUGCAGCGACUGGGAUGCGCACAGCGGAGAGCCUCCUUGA
Molecule: messenger RNA, 1836 nt
Organism: Cyphellophora europaea CBS 101466
Lineage: Eukaryota; Fungi; Ascomycota; Eurotiomycetes; Chaetothyriales; Cyphellophoraceae
Exons: 2
Coding region: 1-1836 (611 amino acids)
Biological process (GO): base-excision repair
Cellular component (GO): nucleus
Molecular function (GO): zinc ion binding; DNA-(apurinic or apyrimidinic site) endonuclease activity; phosphoric diester hydrolase activity
Source: RefSeq, a predicted model, not a curated record